UUUCUAUACCGCGUGGGUGCGGUGUACCAGGGAUUUCUCAUCUGUCCGUCUAUAUCCGCGCGCGGAGACGCCCACCUUCCCGUCCAAGCCCCUUCCACCUAAAACCCCUCUUCCCUUCUUAUCUCAUUUCCAAACCCCCAACCCUCUUUCGCAUUUUCUCUUCUCUUCGCAGAACAAAGACCGAAAAAGGCGUCUCCUUUGAGCUUCGAGAUGUGUGGUGGUGCGAUCAUCUCUGACUUCAUGCUACCACCGACGGCCUCCCGCCGGCUCACCGCCGACUACCGCUGGCCGGGCCUCAAGAAGGGCGGCGGCCGAAAGAAGAAAGGCCGGAAGCAUGAGGUCGUGGAGUUCGACGAUGAUUUCGAGGCCGACUUCGAGGACUUCAAGGACGAGUCCGAGGAAGACGAGGAGGAGGUCGACGUCAAGCCUUUUGCCUUCGCCUCCAAGGCCACCUUCUCUCGAGGCUCAACUACUCCUAAAUCAGUAGAAUUCAAUGGGUCUGCAGCUAGAUCAGCAAAAAGGAAGAGAAAGAAUCAAUACAGAGGAAUCCGCCAGCGUCCAUGGGGCAAGUGGGCAGCUGAAAUCAGAGAUCCCCGCAAGGGGGUUCGUGUCUGGCUUGGAACGUUCAACACUGCCGAAGAGGCUGCAAGAGCUUAUGAUGUUGAAGCUCGUCGUAUCCGGGGCAAGAAAGCUAAAGUGAACUUCCCUGAAGCAUCUGCGAGUGCCCAAAAACAAAACCAGAAACCAACUUUGCAAGCACCAAAACCAGCAUUGUCAGAGGAACAGAAGUUGAAUGACCAAGAUUAUGAUUUAUAUUCUACUAUGGAUCACAUGGAAGUGAAGGAGCCGGCAGACCCUGAGUACAUGAAUUCCCUUCCCUCGGUGGAGUCCUCUCCACCUCCUGAGGGCACUGGGAUUUUGAAUUUUCUCUCUGAUCAGGGAAGCAACACUGUUGAUUAUUCAGAUCUUGGAUGGGAACAUGAAACCAAGAAUCCCGAGAUCACAUCAGUUCUUGCUCCUACUAUAACUGAGGGUGAUGAAUCCAGAUUCCUGGAGCAUGGUAGUCCCCAGAAGAACCUGAAAAUCACAUCUGAUGAUGCAGUACAAACAGAGGAAAACUCUGCAAUGAAACUUUCUGAGGAGCUUUCUGCCUCUGAAUCACAUAUGAAGUUCCUGAUCCCUUAUCUUGAGUGGAGCGCAUAUGAGUCAGUUGACAGCCUCUUCAGCUGUGAAGUGGAUCAGGAUGGACUGAGCACUAUGGAUCUUUGGAGUUUUGAUGACCUGCCCACAGAGAGCAUUUACUGAGGGAUAUUGGUUUUCUGUUAAUAAAGAUAAUGAACUGAUGUCAUUGAAGGAUGUGGAGGACCAGAAAUGUUGGUCUGCUGCAAUCAAUUGAAUUGAAUUAUGGUUAACAAAAGUACCCUUAGGUAUAAUAAUUUUGAGUUUUAAAACUGUUGCCUUGUGAAGCCUCUCUGCUUUUUGAGUACUUGGAUUUGAAUGUUUUGUUUGAUGACAUAAUGGGCAUCUCUUGGGGACUGAUUGAAUGCUUCUUUUGUUGUAUAUGUGCCUCUUGAUGCUAUGGUAGAUUGUGCACUUGGUGGGGCCUGUGCAUUUGUCCCAUGCUUGAUUCCCCCCGAUAGUUUUCUCAUAGGUUGGGCUGAUUAUUAAGUCAUAAAGAUGGCAGAGAGAUGGCUGCGUCAGAGCUGCUGUUUUAUUGGGUGUGGUGGAUGAUGGAAAUUUGAAUGACAAUUUCAAGACACAGAGAAAUGCUAAUGAAAGGUGGUCCCUCCGGUAGCUCUGGGUCUGGUUGGUGUCAAUUCAGAACCAAUGAUCUGUGUUUGUUAAACGCAAGGAAUUGACGCAUGUUGUUGUUGGUGUUGUGAAUAGCUCGGGCAAAUCCAAAUGGUUUUCUAGACUUGCAAGGUUGGCCAACCAUGGGGGAAAGUUGUUCGGCCUAAAAUAUUGGGGAGUGAAGGAGAAGAGAAGGAAACAAGACAAAAUCCCACUUCUUUGGCUUGUGACGUCGACAUCAUGUCUUCUGGAUCCGGAAGACAUGGAACUCUAAGUUGCGUGUUUUUGUCCUCUGCAAUCCACUAGGAGAUGUGCUUGGUAAUUCACCAGCAUCGAUUGCCAGUUUGGUGAAGUGUGAUUAGAUGUGGUGUAGAUGUGUUUAACUCCAUGGUGGCGAGGGGUAAUUUUGCUGCAUGGUUGAUUCGCAAGGCCAAACAUUCGGAAAUUGUCAUCUUUGAUUAGUCAUUUUCAAUGCUUGACGCACGACAAGUUAUUUGUUGUUUCCUUUCUUUAUGACAUGAGUGCCAAGCUUCCACGCAAAUGUAGGUUAAAUGCAUUGAUGGGGUACCAAAUCUAUAUGUAACGUGGUUGUACAACGCAUGACAUUAUGACUCAAUGAGUCGAUCGGUUUGAUAUACAGAUACUUGACCAGUUGUU
Elaeis guineensis (African oil palm) is the source of this 2448-nucleotide messenger RNA. RefSeq names its product ethylene-responsive transcription factor 1. Gene Ontology annotation, molecular function: DNA-binding transcription factor activity; DNA binding. NCBI's taxonomy places the organism in Eukaryota, Viridiplantae, Streptophyta, Magnoliopsida, Arecales, Arecaceae. Gene Ontology annotation, biological process: regulation of DNA-templated transcription; ethylene-activated signaling pathway. The record is from RefSeq and is a predicted model, not a curated record.